This is a messenger RNA of Rotaria socialis, 1488 nucleotides long. Lineage: Eukaryota; Metazoa; Rotifera; Eurotatoria; Philodinida; Philodinidae. The record is from the annotation of a GenBank genome assembly.
AUGAGAUCGUCUUUUUUUAUAUAUUCAUUUAGCAAUAAGAAUGGUUUACGUGAACGACUGAUGUCGGAUGAUGAUUUACAUAUUAAAAUGAAUAAUUCAUUGGACAGAUUUUUGUUUUCGAUUAUAGUUUUUCCUUUGGAUGAUAUAAACGAUCUUAUUUUAACACACUUCGUAGAUGAACGAGAUCAUAUAUUUGAAAUAUAUUUUCAAAAUAAAUUUGCUCUAUGUGUUGGAAAAAAAAGUGACUCAGAUGAUUUACAAAUGCAAACGGCACAAUUUUAUUCAUCAAUUCGUGGCCAAUGGGAAUCAUUAGCAAGUGGUUCAUCAUCACAUUCACAACCAACAUCUCCUAUUGCCACUACGUCAACACCAGUCACAUCGGUUACUACCAAAGUAGCGAGUGAUUUAAGACGAAAACGAAGUAUCUAUCGACGUCCACCAUGUGGAAUAGAUAAUGAAGAUAAAGAUCUACAUGAAUUGUAUACAUUUACUGGUGAAAAAAUUGGCGAAGGUCAAUUCGGACGAGUUGUUGGUGCUAUUCGAACAUCAACAAAUCGUAAGGUUGCUAUAAAAUGUAUUGAAAAAGCAAAUUGUAGUGAAGAAGAUAUUCGACGAACAAAUGAAGAAAUCGAUCAUCUUUAUAAAUUCAAUCAUGUUAAUAUUCUUAAGCUUGAAGCUUAUUUCGAACGUGGAGAUGCUGUUUAUAUUAUUACCGAACGUAUGGAAACCGAUAUGUGUAAAUAUAUAAUGGAAUCACAGAAUAAAUGGCUCGAUGAAAAUAUGAGUAAAAUGCUCAUAUAUCAAGUAAUUAUUGCAUUAAGAUAUUUACAUUCAAAUAAUUGUGGUCAUCUCGAUGUUAAAUGUGAAAAUAUUCUCAUAUCAUUUCUUAAACCAAUACCAGCCAAUAGCAAUACCGGUCGAUCUAAUCAAACAAAAUAUAAACAUGAUUUACCUUUAGCAAAAUUAGCUGAUUUUGGUUACUCGAGAAUUAUUGGUGAACAUUCAUUUCGUAAAACACGCGUAGGCACAAAAGUUUAUUGUGCACCAGAGAUAUAUCACAGCAAAGAAGGUUAUAAUCGAUUAGUGGACAUGUGGAGUGUUGGCAUUGUUCUAUAUGCAGCUCUAUCUGGUACAUUGCCUUAUGAUGAAAAAGAUGUUCAUCGUGCUGAAGAAAUAGUACGUAAUAGGAAAUUACUCUUUUCUCAACCACGAUGGAAAGAUAUAACAGAUGAAGCAAUUGAUCUUAUUUCAAAUAAACUAUUAAUCGUUCAGGCAAAUACACGUAUUAGAUCAACAGAAGCUCUAUUUCAUGCAUGGUUUACAGAUUUUCAUUUAUAUAAAAAAUUACGUGAAAUUGAAGCACGAAUAGAAUAUGAUCUAUCAUCUAAACAACAUCCAUUACCAUCAACAGUAACUUGGCUGACGGAAGAACGUGAAGAUGCUGCAUGGAUGGAAUAUAAAUCUAUGUAUGAUAAAUCAAAUGAAUGA